AUGCAUCUCUUAUUGUUGUUCGUUCUUAUCGUUGAAUGUUCGAGCUGGGGUAAUAUAAAUGUGUCUGUUGACCAAAAAGGAGGAUAUAAAAUAAGCAUCGGUGAUCGUGUCUGGCUUCGUUCAGCUCGUACUGCCAUCUAUGUAGAUAAUAAAUGGUAUUCAUCCGAUGAUGGUUCCUUACCGUUGAUUAAUGUAACAUCUGGCAGUGGCUUCGAUCCGCAAUUAGGUGACUAUCGAGAUUUUCAAUUGAAUUACGAUCUUGCUCGUGGUGGAAUACAUACGAUAAUCGUUGGCCAUAUUCGUGAUUGGUAUUCUAUUUCAGGAAUUUCAUUUUAUUUGGAUACCGGUGAUCAGAUUUUGACAAAUACUGUACCUCUUGGUAUGAAUGAUGUUCGUACGGUUUUUCCAUCGUUUCAUAUCGAACAGAUUGAUGAUGGAGAUCAACGAGGAUAUUUCACAUUUGAAGGCGAAAUGGCUGGUGAUGACAAGAAACAUGCUGGUCGAUGGAUUCCAUCGAAUCAGAUUGUUGAGGCAGGAAUUGAAUCGGGUCCAAUUGUUGUUUUUAAUCUAACUCAACAAGGCGAAGGUGAUAUGUUGGUUCUCUCGCCAUUUUCGCAAUUUAUGAGUAGUUCAUUUGUUCAAACGAAUACCAGCACAUUGGAAUAUGGUGUUCUGGGUUCAAUACUAUCGAUUCCUUCCAACUAUAAUCAUUCAAUGAUGGUUUUUUACUCACCGAAUGGCAUCAAUUUAGGUGUCAGAGAAUGGGGUCAAUUGAUGCAAAAAGAAUAUAAUCGAACACAGAAAUAUCGUUCCGCUGAUUUAACAAUCAAUUAUCUUGGAUAUUACACCGACAAUGGUGGCUAUUAUUAUUAUAAUACAGAAAAAGGAGUAAAUUAUGAAGAAACCAUGGUGGAUAUUCGUCAACGACUUGCACUCCCAAUUCAUUAUUUACAACUUGAUUCUUGGUGGUAUUUUAAAGGUGCUGGCGACGGCGUUUCGAAAUGGAUAGCACGCCCGGAUAUAUUUCCUGAUGGCCUUGUUAAUCUACAUCGUCGAUUAGAAAAUAUUCCAUUAGCAGCACAUAAUCGUUAUUGGUCGUAUGAUACGGAUUAUAAAUACAAUUAUUCGUUUGCCCUCGAUGAAAACAAUCAGAAGGCAUUGCCGAUUGGAAACGAUUCAUUCUGGGCGGAUUUAUUAACUCAAGCUCAUGAUUGGGGACUUGUUCUCUAUGAACAAGAUUGGCUUGAUCGUCAAACAAUGCAGUUUUCACCUCUACUUACUGACAUCCAUCUUGGCCAGCAAUGGCUGUCAUCGAUGGGCAGAGCAGCCGAUCAAACAGGUAUCAAUAUACAAUACUGUAUGAGUUUACCACGUCAUAUACUUAGUGCUCUACCAAUUUCACGUGUUACUCAAGCACGCGCGUCAACGGACUAUGCAGUUCAUCUUGAAGGUAAAGCACAACAAUGGGCGAUAGGAAUAUCCAGCAUGUUCCUGGAUGCCAUUGGUAUAGCACCCUUUAAAGAUGUGUUUUGGUCAACGUCUGUUCAACCAGAUGCUCCUUACAAAUCAAAUCCAAAGGAAGUUCUGCCUGAACGAGAAGCACUUAUCGCGACUCUAUCUACAGGACCUGUUACUCCAGGCGAUGCAAUCAAUUAUACAAACAAAGACGUUAUCAUGAGAUGUUGCCGACCAGACGGUUUGAUUUUUAAACCAGAUCGACCAUUAACAAUGAUUAAUAGAUUAAUAUCUGAUUGGGCUCUUUAUAAUGGUACUUCUCAAGGCGAACUUUAUUCGACUGAAACGCAUCUGAUAUACCAAAAACCAGUCACAUUUUAUACUCUCUUUGCCUCAGCGAUGAAAAGAGAUUAUCAAAUUUUUCCUUCGAUGAUUGGCGCUCAAGCCGGAGUUAUUUGGUCAUAUGAUAAUCCGACUGAGGUGUUGACCUUUGAUAAUGAGCAUCCUUUGAACGUAUUAGCAAGCAAAUGCCAUGAUUUAUCGAUAUGCCGUUGGGGUGUAUCACCUCUUGUUCAGUUUGCUGAUAAAACACAAUAUGCUUUUCUUGGCGAAUGGAACAAAUGGACACCUGUUAGUUCUCAACGAGUUGGCUAUAUAACUAAUAUGAUCGGAAUUAACUUAGCAGAAAUAGGUCUCCAAGGUUUACUCAACGAAAGGUCUCCAUUUCUCGUCUACCAUUCCACUUUGGGAGUGGUGAAUGUCACUUGUCCAUUUGGACCGGAUGCAGGCGAAGCUCAAAUCGUUAUUGACUCAACAAGAGUUAUCUGCGUUUUCUAA
Adineta ricciae is the source of this 2292-nucleotide messenger RNA. Lineage: Eukaryota; Metazoa; Rotifera; Eurotatoria; Adinetida; Adinetidae. The record is from the annotation of a GenBank genome assembly.